AUGGAUGAUAUGCUGUGGGGGGCUGUUAUGGGUUUUCUUUUGGCCUAUUGGAUGUGCGAUGUGGUUGCGGCGGGAGGAGGGGGUCUGGAGCUGGAGGAAGGGGGUUGCUGUGUUUGUGGGGGUCUUGGUGAAUGUUGCAUUUGGGGCUAUGAGGAUUAUGAAUUAGGUGGUGCUAUAAGCGGCAUUUAUCGAAUGAUUCCACUAUGGAGACAGGGAGUAUAA
Messenger RNA from Penicillium chermesinum, 222 nucleotides. RefSeq lists its product as uncharacterized. The coding region runs from base 1 to 222 and encodes 73 amino acids. The transcript has 2 exons. Lineage: Eukaryota; Fungi; Ascomycota; Eurotiomycetes; Eurotiales; Aspergillaceae. The record is from RefSeq and is a predicted model, not a curated record.